This is a messenger RNA of Cherax quadricarinatus, 2436 nucleotides long. RefSeq names its product A-kinase anchoring protein pkaap (gene pkaap). Gene Ontology annotation, biological process: intracellular protein localization. Gene Ontology annotation, molecular function: protein kinase A binding. Gene Ontology annotation, cellular component: mitochondrion; plasma membrane. The record is from RefSeq and is a predicted model, not a curated record. NCBI's taxonomy places the organism in Eukaryota, Metazoa, Arthropoda, Malacostraca, Decapoda, Parastacidae.
GUUUGUUGUUGUCUGGGUCAGCUGGACACAGGAAGACGCUCAAUUAAAAUGGACCAACAUUUUCUAUGACAUUUAGAGCGAAAUGGCGUCUCUCUGGAGGAAACUACGUGGGGGAGGCAGUGGAGGAGGGAGUCCCAAUCAUGUGAGCUAUGCCAGGAGAGGUCUCCCACCACAGGCUGGUCAACAAGGUGCCCAGUAUGCAUCCCAGGAUGCAGGUGCUCCUGUCAUGAAUUCCACCCAGAUCAUUCGGACAGCACCGUACACCAUCACUCAAGCUGAUGAGCAAUGUUUUAUGUGUGAUGUUGCUCAAGAAAGAGUAGACCCUCUUGUUGUUGAGUCACAGUUUGUGAAGACAAUAGAUGACAUUCUCAACAGUCCCUCUACUCUACCAUACUUCAUGCAGUUUCUUCAAGGUUGGGGUGCUGAUAAGUAUGCGCGGUUUUGGCUGGAUACCAACAACUUUAGAGCUGCUGCCAUAACGCGUAUUAGUAGCCAAGAUUUUCAAAAUACCUGUGAUAAACCUACUUCCAUGGUUGGUAAUGUAGCUGAUAAAUUUAAUGAAAAGAAUUGUAAUAAAACACCAGACAGAGAUGAAGGAAUAUAUUGUGAGAGUAAUAGUCAAGUCUAUAAUACACAAUCACCUGGAAAAGUUAGUUUGGGUUGCUUGAAAGACAACCGCCACUGCCAGAACAAAAAUCUAAUACUGCCAGAUCUGGUAAGUGGCAUUAAAAAUGCGAGUGACGUUACUCCCCUUAACACUCCUGAUGGAAGCUCUUCGAAUGUGUUAACUUGUCAGGCUCGAACUUCUCACCAAGAACCAGUUAGUGUUAGAAAAAAAGAAAAGGCAUACAUCCAAAAAAAGAAUAUUGAAACCGAGUGCAGCAAGAGUGUGUUGCAAGACAGUAGUGUGGAGGAGAGGAGUAACUCUCGACCAAGUGCCUCAGUGUCCCACCAGGCUCACAAACUAAGACAAAGUAUAGCAGAUGAUGCCAUGAGAAUUUUUAACAAGUAUCUGGCCAAGGAGGCGGAAUGUUCGGUGGGAGUGAGUGAUGCCAUUGUAUAUAACAUUUUCAAAGCUAUUUCUGUUGUACAGGAAGAUAUUGAUGCCGAUUGCUUUGUGCCAGCUCAGAAGAUUGUCAUCACUGCUUUGCAACAAGAAUUUUUACCAAAAUUCCUGGCUAGCGAUUACUACCUCAAACACCAAAUUGACGUCCUCACCAGCGGGUCAGUGCGACUAGCAGAUAUUCUCUACAGUGACUCGGCCUUCCCCUAUUUUAUGGAGUACGUGGAGCAAGAGGGUGGACGGAACAUGCUCCAGCUGUGGGUGGCAGUGUCAAACUUUCGUCAACAACUGGUGGAACAAGGAGAUACAUAUGACCCCAAGCAGGCACAAGCUGAUGCCAUGAUUCUUUAUGACAAGUAUUUCUCUCUUCAAGCGAUGUGUCCACUUGGGUUCAGUGAUAGUGUCAGGUUCAUCGUUGAGGGAAAUAUUUGUCACGAGACAGGACCUCUUCCCUCCUGUUUUGACAUACCACUUCGAGUGGUACUACAUAUACUAGAGAGGGAUUUCUUGCCUGGUUAUUUAUCCUCCAACCUGCACAUCAAGUACCUGAGUGAGUUAAUUAACACGGUGAAAACCAGUGUGGAGCUGCUCGGCCGAAAGAAGCGUUCUGGUUCUGAGAGUACAUGCAGUAGUGAGCAGAGCAGCAGCUAUGGUGGGGCAGGAAUCAGCACUCACAACACACUCCUGGCGAUGGAUACAUCAGCGCCCCAUCGCUUCCGCAACUUGGAUGACCCCACACUUGCCAUGAGGAUAGAUGAAACGCAAAUUACCGACCCAGACUCACUCUGGCGGAGGAAAAAUUUUAGCAAGAUGAGUUGUGGCUAUAUCAAUGAGCUCGGAAGAUUCGAGUCUGAUCUCCAGCCAGACCCAGAUCGCAAAACUGAAUCCAAGUUCUCCAAAACGCUAAAGAAAUUUGUGAACAUGGAUGAAGAUAAGGUUAAAGAAGACAUGGCCUACAAAGUAGCAGAGAUGAUCAUCAAGGAUGUGACCAGUGUGACCCUGAGAUCACAACACAGCAGUAGGUCAAGCGUGGAGUCCUCGGUACCUCCUCUCUCUCCAUCUUCCAUUUCUCAAGACAAUUUCAGUGAUGUAUUUCCCUCGUGAUUACAGAACACAUUCAUUGUUCAUUAUGCAUACUCUAUAAUAUUCCUUACUAAAUACCAGUAUCUCACUCAUUUUAUUAAUUCUGUUAACAUAAGACAGAAGGUUUGACUUGGCAUUUGCUAGGUUAUUUUAUUGGCUAGAAUAACAGGUGAGUACAGUAUGCUUUUUACUGUAUGAAGAAACUUUUAUCUACUUUUGAAUUCAUGUAACCUUUGUUUUAUAUUUCAUCUUGUAAAUAAAAUAUUUUGUGUAAAAAAUGCUACAUUAUA